This is a messenger RNA of Otolemur garnettii (small-eared galago), 1012 nucleotides long. Its product is annotated as olfactory receptor 4X2-like. NCBI's taxonomy places the organism in Eukaryota, Metazoa, Chordata, Mammalia, Primates, Galagidae. The record is from RefSeq and is a predicted model, not a curated record. Gene Ontology annotation, molecular function: olfactory receptor activity; G protein-coupled receptor activity. Gene Ontology annotation, cellular component: membrane. The coding region runs from base 25 to 954 and encodes 309 amino acids. The transcript has a single exon. Gene Ontology annotation, biological process: G protein-coupled receptor signaling pathway.
CUGCUGCCUCUUGGUGGAGACCUCAUGGAUCACAUAAACAAUGUGACCGAAUUCAUUUUUCUGGGCCUUUCUCCCCACCCGGGGGUGCAGAGAGUUUGUGUUGUGAUAUUUCUGCUCUUGUACAUGGCAAUUGUGCUGGGGAAUCUUCUCAUCGUGCUCACGGUCAUGACCAGCAGAAGUCUUGGUUCCCCCAUGUACUUCUUCCUCAGCUACUUGUCCUUUGUGGAAAUCUGCUACUCCUCCACGACGGCCCCCAAACUCAUCUCGGAUCUGCUGGCUGAAAGAAAAACCAUAUCUCUGUGGGGCUGCAUGACGCAGCUCUUUUUCAUCCAUUUCUUCGGUGGCACUGAGAUUUUCCUGCUCACCGUAAUGGCCUAUGACCGCUAUGUGGCCAUCUGCAAGCCCCUCAACUAUACCACCAUCAUGAACAGGCAGGUGUGUGCUGUUCUCGUGGGACUAGCGUGGGUGGGAGGCUUCGUGCACUCCUUUGCCCAAGUCCUUGUCAUCCUCCACUUGCCAUUCUGUGGCCCCAAUGUGAUUGACCACUACUUCUGUGACCUGCUUCCGCUUCUCAAACUUGUCUGUUCUGACACCUUCCUCUUUGGCCUGCUGAUUGUUGCCAAUGGUGGGACUCUGUCUGUGAUCAGCUGUGUGGUCCUCUUAGGAUCCUAUGUGGUCAUCUUGUUCCAUCUCAGGAUCCGGAGCUCGGAGGGGCGGCGUAAAGCCCUCUCCACCUGUGGGUCCCAUGUCACUGUGGUUAUUUUGUUCUUUGGGCCCUGCAUCUUCAUCUACCUGAGGCCUUCUGCCACUCUGGCUGUGGACAAGAUGGUGGCCGUGUUCUACACAGUGGUAACCCUGCUCCUCAACCCUUUCAUCUACUCCCUGAGGAAUGCUGAAGUGAAGAAGGCCAUGAAGAGGCUGUGGAUCAGGACAAUGAAACUAGAUGAGAAAUAGAGGUCAAGUCUUGGCUUUGAUUCUUGGGUUUGGAAUGAUGCUGAGUCCAAACUGAAGG